Messenger RNA from Paramuricea clavata, 840 nucleotides. The record is from the annotation of a GenBank genome assembly. NCBI's taxonomy places the organism in Eukaryota, Metazoa, Cnidaria, Anthozoa, Malacalcyonacea, Plexauridae.
AUGUUUCUGGUAGUGGUUGAUGCAUAUUCUAAGUGGCUAGAAGUUCACCAGAUGACAUCCACUACGUCUACAGCAACCAUUGAGAAACUACGCGAGAUUUUUGCCACACAUGGGCUACCGACAACAGUUGUCAGUGACAAUGGAACAAAUUUCACGAGCAAUGAAUUUGAAGAAUUUAUGAAACAAAAUGGUAUUAAACACAUCAAAGUUUCACCAUACCACCCAGCAUCAAAUGGGCAAGCAGAGCGUGCAGUGAGAAUUUUUAAAGAGGGCAUUGAGAAGAUGAAGGAAGGAAGUAUGAGAACAAAAUUAUCGCGAUUCCUUCUGAAAUACCGUAUUACACCCCAUACGACAACGGGUGUGCCGCCAACGGAGCUGUUGAUGGGCAGACACCUGCGUACUCAGUUGGAUCUGAUACAGCCGAACCUUGGAGAUCGGGUGAGGGAAAAAGAAUCACAGCAAAAGGCAGUACAUGACUAUCAUGCUAGAGAACGGAUUAUCAAAACCGGGAACCUAGUAUAUGCGAAAGAUUUCAGGAAACCUAAAAGUUGGAUGCCCGGGACGGUAGUGAAGAAGACAGGACCAGUGUCGGCAGAAAUACAGCUUGAUGAUGGUCUAAUUAUCCGGCGUCACCAAGAUCAUCUCCGCAUUCGCACCGAUGUUCCUCAAACAACUAUAGCGAGUGGAUUGGAAGACAUUCAACUACCAACCAGAGAGGUGAAUCCUGCAGAACCACGGGAAGAACCCGAACUUGAAGCGAGAGCAGAACAAAGAAGACAACCUCAUAGAGACCGUCGUCUUCCUCAACAUUUGCAGGACUAUGAACUAGCAAACAGCUAA